This is a messenger RNA of Schistocerca gregaria, 2004 nucleotides long. RefSeq names its product chromatin target of PRMT1 protein-like. The record is from RefSeq and is a predicted model, not a curated record. The transcript is spliced from 7 exons. Bases 124 to 921 code for a protein of 265 amino acids. Lineage: Eukaryota; Metazoa; Arthropoda; Insecta; Orthoptera; Acrididae.
GUGGUAAGUGUCGUGUUAAAUGUAAGAUGGUGGCAGCAUCGAGGAUUUCGUCACUAGCUAUUUAUGGCUUUCUCCAGUUUUAUUCGUAACUUGUUUUGGUGAAGCAUAUUUUCAUUUAAUUGAAUGAUGUUUCAUGUGACAAGCAACUCGAUCAUGUCACUCAAGAAGAUGGUGUUGCAAAAGAGCACAACUAUGUCUUUGAAUGAACGCUUUACAUACCUGAGGAGAAACCGAGAGAAUGCAAUUCGAAAUAUUCGAGAAAAUGCAGUGCUUCAGCACCAAGCAUCGGUGAAGAAUCGCAGACUUGUGCAGCAGAUGGAACGUCGUCCAGCUGUUGUGGCAGCUCUUAAAUUGAAAAAGAGGAGCAUGCGGCAACGUCUUGGUCAGCGCUUGGGAAACACCAGCAUUAAGGAUCGAUUGACAUUAAAUGUAUCAUAUCGUGGAGGUCGUAUGAGGGCAAGAAGUCGUUCCCGUGGAAUGCCAAGAGGAAGAGGUCGUGGACAAUUAUCUGGUAACAGAGGUGGUCAGCUGGAUAACUUCAGAUACAGACAGCCACAAACACAAGGACAGGGCCAAAGCUCACUUUAUAGAAGUCCUUCAAGACGUCCAUUCAAAAGAGGACGUGGUGGUACACCUAUCAGAGGAAAUCGGGGAGGAAGAUACAUCCAACGAGGUGGUCAACAAGGUCGAGGUGGUGGUUCAUUCAGACGUGGAGGUCGUGGUGGAGGUCGAGGGGGUGCAAGAGGCAGAGGCCGUGGUGGCAGGGGUCGUGGAGGUCGUGGGCGGCAAAAUAGACCUCUGCCUUCAAAGGAAGAACUUGACAUGCAACUUGAUCAAUAUAUGGCAAAUACAAAGUCACAUCUGGACCGAGAGCUAGAGAGUUACAUGAACCAAGCCAGUACCUCUGAAUCAUGGGAUUGAAGCUUCAUGUCAGUCCAUCUCUGAUUUGCCAUUUGAAAUUUGCUUUAAUUUAUGGUUUGUUUAUGUCUUGGACUUCGAACUCUUUCGCUGUAAAGUUUUAAAUGUUCAUAAGCACAUUUUUCUGUGUUUAAGGACUCCCAGUGUAAAAGUAUUGUACAUUAGGAUAUGUAAGAAAGAAACAGACUGUGGGAUAGCAAAUUGCUCCCAAAUAUUUAUAGUAACUUUUUACAAAAUGUGUAAUAAUGGUUGUAACAUGAUGCUAAAGGAGAUGCUUCUGUAGAUUGUUUCACUGGAUUCAUAAAUUUGUCACUCUUUUAAAAGUAAUACUUGUGAGGCUGCAAUGAUGUUUUAAUGUGCAUUGAACUAAUAUUCACUUAUACAGAUAAGUGUAAUGCUAGAAAUAUAAACUCACUGUGUUUGUUGAACAUGUCAUGACUUAAAAGCAUUCUUGCUUUGACUGACUCUUAAUAGAUUUCUGUUAGAGAAUGAAUGCCAUUUUAUGAAAAAUAGUGAUGAUAAAAGUGGACUUUCGUGCGUUGUAUUUCUAAAAGGAAUUGAUACAGUAGAAUAUGGUUUUGUUUUGUGUUAAGUCAUCUUGCCCAUGUAUUGUAGUUGUUUGAAAGAAAGGAAGGGUGGGAGAGAGAGGAAAGAGAGAGAGAGAGAGAGAGAGAGAGAGAGAGAGAGAGAGAGAGAACGAACCUUAGUAUUCACCAAAAAUAGGAAAGAAAUGUGGUACAUAACUCAGUUAUGAUAGUUGCUUGUAGAAUAUUGCACAGAAUGCCAACUUUUGAUUUUGAGUUGCCAUUCAGUUCACUUUUAAGUUCUUGUCAGAGGAAUUAUGUUAAUAUUAUCAUUAAUUUAUAAUUUUGUACAGCUGUUAAAAUGUCCAUUUACUAGUUCCUGUGGAUGAUAAUUGAAGUGUGUGUUGCAACUAUUUCAGAGUAGCGUGUGUACACUUGUUUAUUGCUUUGAGCUUAUGACGCUAUCAAAUUGUUUCUAUAAUGUUGCUUUGUUUAAAGAGAAUUUAAAGAUAGCUGCUGAAUGUAGCUGCAGAAAAAAAUAAAUUAUUUGAAUUUUGGUAAA